Symbiodinium natans is the source of this 468-nucleotide messenger RNA. Lineage: Eukaryota; Dinophyceae; Suessiales; Symbiodiniaceae. The record is from the annotation of a GenBank genome assembly.
AUGACGACCAUCUACGUGGACUCCAGGAACCGCGUCUCGGGCUCCGACAGCAACUUCACCUUCGAGCUCCCGGAGACGCUGCACAUGCAGACGAGCGCCAAAAUGGCGGUCUACAAGGUGCGCAUCGCGGACGCGUUUCUGAGCACCGACAGGGGCACGCACCUGUACUGGAUCGACGUGGCGCUGGGCACGCUGAACACGGCGGAGCUGCCCGUGGGCGCCUACACCGGCGCGCGGCUGGCGGCCUGGAUCUCCUCCAACUUCGCGGCCGCCACCUACGUGGAGGCCACGAACGCCGUCGAGGUGGCCUACGACUCGAAUCGGCGCAUACUCUCGGACGCGGAGCUGCGGGACCUGUUCCCGAACGGCCCGGGGUACCCCCAGGGCGCCUCCGCCACCCGCCCGCAGAGCAUCAACCACCUGCUGGGCGGCAGCUACCUGGACGGCGCGCUGCAGAUCUUCCCCUAG